This is a messenger RNA of Callithrix jacchus (white-tufted-ear marmoset), 8044 nucleotides long. RefSeq names its product TBC1 domain containing kinase (gene TBCK). Lineage: Eukaryota; Metazoa; Chordata; Mammalia; Primates; Cebidae. Gene Ontology annotation, molecular function: protein kinase activity; ATP binding; GTPase activator activity. Gene Ontology annotation, cellular component: nucleus. The record is from RefSeq and is a predicted model, not a curated record. Gene Ontology annotation, biological process: activation of GTPase activity; protein phosphorylation.
GUCUUUCCUUAGUGUUGGGUCGCGGUGGCUGUGAGAGCAGAAGAAAAGGCCAGGCUGAGGGGAAGGAGGAGGGUAAAAAGCUGGGAACUGUGCAGGGGAACCCUGGGCUCGCGGUCCCGGCCGGGUUCCGGGAAGGGAACCUUAGCUGAGUCGGUUGGCAACCUCUGAGCUCCCGGCGUUCCAGGAGCGGUCUCUUUUGUAGGAGUACCUGAAAUGCAGCGUCUGGGGCACUAAGCCGUAGCGGCAACACCUGCCACAGCGACAGCGCUGGGGCCCUGUGUAGAAGCUCCAUCCCCCUUGUCUUUGUGCCUGCCUACGUCCCCAGACUCAGAGGCAGAUUAUCUUAGAAGACUUAGGACUCCAAAAAUGUUUCCCUUGAAGGAUGCUGAAAUGGGAGCCUUUACCUUCUUUGCCUCGGCUCUGCCACAUGAUGUUUGUGGAAGCAAUGGGCUUCCUCUCACACCAAAUUCCAUCAAAAUUUUAGGUCGCUUUCAAAUCCUUAAAACCAUCACCCAUCCCAGACUGUGCCAGUAUGUGGAUAUUUCUAGGGGAAAGCAUGAACGACUAGUGGUUGUGGCUGAACAUUGUGAACGCAGUCUGGAAGACUUGCUUCGAGAAAGGAAACCUGUGAGAAAACCAGAGCCUGGAGAAGGGGUGGAGAAGAAGUACUCACUACAGACUGUUCAACAGUUUUGUGCAUAGCAUUUGAGGUUCUUCAGGGCUUGCAGUAUAUGAACAAACAUGGUAUAGUACACAGGGCAUUGUCUCCUCAUAAUAUCCUGUUGGACCGAAAGGGACAUAUUAAAUUGGCUAAAUUUGGACUUUAUCACAUGACAGCUCAUGGUGAUGAUGUUGAUUUCCCAAUAGGAUAUCCCUCAUACUUGGCCCCUGAGGUAAUUGCACAGGGAAUUUUCAAAACCACUGAUCACAUGUCAAGUAAAAAACCAUUGCCUUCUGGCCCCAAAUCAGAUGUAUGGUCUCUUGGAAUCAUUUUAUUUGAGCUUUGUGUGGGAAGAAAAUUAUUUCAGAGCUUGGAUAUUUCCGAAAGACUAAAAUUUUUGCUUACUUUGGAUUGUGUAGAUGACACUUUAACAGUUUUGGCUGAGGAGCAUGGUUGUCUGGACAUUAUAAAGGAGCUUCCUAAAACUGCGAUAGAUCUUUUGAAGAAAUGUCUCACCUUCCAUCCUUCUAAGAGGCUAACCCCAGAUGAAUUAAUGAAGGACAAAGUUUUCAGUGAGGUGUCACCUUUAUAUACCCACUUUACCAAACCUGCCAGUCUGUUUUCAUCUUCUCUGAGAUGUGCUGAUUUAACUCUGCCUGAGGAUAUCAGUCAGUUGUGUAAAGAUAUAACCAAUGAUUACCUGGCAGAAAGAUCUAUUGAAGAAGUUUAUUACCUUUGGUGUUUGGCUGGAGGUGACUUGGAGAAAGAGCUUGUCAACAAGGAAAUCAUUCGAUCUAAACCACCUAUCUGCACACUCCCCAAUUUUCUCUUUGAGGAUGGUGAAAGCUUUGGACAAGGUCGAGAUAGAAGCUCACUUUUAGAUGAUACCACUGUGACAUUGUCAUUAUGCCAGCUAAGAAAUAGAUUGAAAGAUGUUGGUGGAGAAGCAUUUUACCCAUUACUUGAAGAUGACCAGUCUAAUUUACCUCAUUCAAACAGCAAUAAUGAGUUGUCUGCAGCUGCCACUCUCCCUUUAAUCAUCAGAGAGAAGGACACAGAGUACCAACUAAACAGAAUUAUUCUCUUUGACAGGCUGCUAAAGGCUUAUCCAUAUAAAAAAAACCAAAUCUGGAAAGAAGCAAGAGUUGACAUUCCUCCUCUUAUGAGAGGUUUAACCUGGGCUGCUCUUCUGGGAGUUGAGGGAGCUAUUCAUGCCAAGUACGACGCAAUUGAUAAAGACACUCCAAUUCCUACAGAUAGACAAAUUGAAGUGGAUAUUCCUCGCUGUCAUCAGUACGAUGAACUGUUAUCAUCACCAGAAGGUCAUGCAAAAUUUAGGCGUGUAUUAAAAGCCUGGGUAGUGUCUCAUCCUGAUCUUGUGUAUUGGCAAGGUCUUGACUCACUUUGUGCUCCAUUCCUUUAUCUAAACUUCAAUAAUGAAGCCUUGGCUUAUGCGUGUAUGUCUGCUUUUAUUCCCAAAUAUCUGUAUAACUUCUUCUUAAAAGACAACUCACAUGUAAUACAAGAGUAUCUGACUGUCUUCUCUCAGAUGAUUGCAUUUCAUGAUCCAGAGCUGAGUAAUCAUCUCAAUGAGAUUGGCUUCAUUCCAGAUCUCUAUGCCAUCCCUUGGUUUCUCACCAUGUUUACUCAUGUAUUUCCACUACACAAAAUUUUCCACCUCUGGGAUACCUUACUGCUUGGGAAUUCCUCUUUCCCAUUCUGUAUUGGAGUAGCAAUUCUUCAGCAGCUGCGGGACCGGCUUUUGGCUAAUGGCUUUAAUGAGUGCAUUCUUCUCUUCUCCGAUUUACCAGGGACAUGGAUGAAUCUGGAGAACAUCAUUCUCAGCAAACUGACGCAAGAACAGAAAAUGAAACACCGCAUAUUCUCACUUAUAGAAAUUGACAUUGAACGCUGUGUAAGAGAAUCAAUCAACCUGUUUUGUUGGACUCCUAAAAGUGCUACUUACAGACAGCAUGCUCAGCCUCCAAAGCCAACUUCUGACAGCAGUGGAGUCAGAAGUUCAGCUCCUUAUUUCUCUUCUGAGUGUCCAGAUCCUCCAAAGACAGAUCUGUCAAGAGAAUCCAUCCCAUUAAAUGACCUAAAAUCAGAAGUAUCACCACGGAUUUCAGCAGAGGACCUGAUUGACUUGUGUGAGCUCACAGUGACAGGCCACUUCAAAACACCUACCAAGAAAACAAAGUCCAGUAAACCGAAGCUCCUGGUGGUUGACAUCCGGAAUAGUGAAGACUUUAUUCGUGGUCACAUUUCAGGAAGCAUCAACAUUCCGUUUAGUGCUGCAUUCACUGCAGAAGGGGUGCUUACCCAGGGCCCUUAUACUGCUAUGCUCCAGAACUUCAAAGGGAAGGUCAUUGUCAUCGUGGGGCAUGUGGCAAAGCACACUGCUGAGUUUGCAGCUCACCUUGUGAAAAUGAAAUAUCCAAGAAUCUGUAUUCUAGAUGGUGGUAUUAAUAAAAUCAAACCAACAGGCCUCCUCACCGUCCCAUCUCCUCAAAUAUGAAGAACCAACAGUGUGACUGCCGAGGGUCAACAUUGCAUCAGCACCAACACCACAGUUCUUCAUAUCCAUGCCACUCUCAGACAAAACUAGAUGUCCAGAUUGUUGCAUUUCCAUAAAGUUUGUCACGAGACAUUUUUUAAAAAUCUCAUAACCUACAUGUUCAGCUAUCCAGGCAAGAAACUUGACUGCACAUGUAUUGCUAAAGAAUUUUAAUAGUGAAAUCUGAUCAUGUAUUUUUACCACACUACCACAUAAAACCCAAGGAAUUCAGCUAAGACAGAUUUAGCAUUAUCAAGAAAUCCCAGUUGCCCUGAAGAAGCUGUCCUCCAUGGUACUGAACAGUUCUACUGAUUGUAUUAUUUAGAAACAUACACUGAAUGUGGGCUGAAAUCAUCAUCUUUCCAUGAUAAUGAAAAUUGAGAAACUAUUCACAAUACAUUCCUUAUAAAUAAAUGCUACAUUUAGUAACUUAUUUCACCCAUAAAAGGGGUGUGCAUGUAUAUGUGUGCGUGUGCAUGUGUGUGUGUGUGUUUAGAGGAAGUAGAGUUUGACCCAUUGCACAAGUGGUAAUAUUUACUCCCAGAAAAAUGAAAUUUAGAAACCAUUAAUAUUUGAUAUAAUAUUUGGUCAGUUCCUAUAGCAAACAAGAAUGGCUUCAAAAAAUUUUUUUAGUUUCUUUAUCACAUGAAAGUCUGUAUAGUCAGUCCAGGACUAGUGUACUGGUUUCCUGAUCAUUAAGAACUCAUUAUCUUCUCUCAUUGCCCAAUCUCAAUACAUGACAUCCAUCUCAUGGAUGAAAAUGGCUCCUGAGCGUCUACCAUCACAUCUGCUAUCUAGAAGGAAGAGAAUGAGAGAAGUAGGAAGGGGAUAAAGAGAAAGGAAGGGAUGAAAUAUGGAGGAAGAAAAGAAAUGAAAAAAAAAGGGAAGCAUGCGCCUUCCCUUUAAGGUCACAAACCAGAAGUUGCACACAUUACCUCUGCUUUCAUAUUAUUGGCCAGAACGUAGGCACCUGGCCACACCUAGCUUUAAGGAAAACUGGAAGUAUAGUCUUUGGCUGGUUGACCAUUUCCCCAGCUAAAAAAAAAUAUUACUGUAUGGAAAGAAGAGAGAACAUAUUGAGGUACAGCUAGCAACCUCUGCCUCUGCCACAUUAUUUGAAAAAUUAAGUACUAUACUUCAUUCAAUCUAAGACAUCUCACAAUUUUAGGUACCACAAUUUUAGGUCCACUUCUUGGACCCCCUGGAAAACCUGCCACUCCCACUGGGACGGUAAAGCCUGUAGGUGUGGAGCCAGGACAGCCGGCCAGCUGUGUCAUUCACCCAGGAGCCCUGGAUCCUGGCGCAGAAGAGUCACAGAACUGCCUGUGCUGGGCCCGGCCCCAUAAAGCCCUGGUUUAAAGCAAAAAAAAAAAAAAGAAAGAAAAAAAUGCAACCAAAUGAAUUGUGACACAUUGUCAGUUAAAAAACACAUUCCCUGGGAGGCCAGGGUCAGAAGUUUGAGACCAGCCUGGCCAACAUGGAAAAACCAUGUCUACUAAGAACACAAACAUUAGCUAGACAUAGUGGCACACGUCUGUGGUCCCAGCUACUCAGGAGGCAGACUCAGGAGAAUCACUUGAACCCAAGAGGCAGAGGUUGCAGUGAGCUGAGAUAGGCCUGGAUAACAGAGUGAGACUCUGUCUCAAAAAAAAAAAGAAAAAUCCCAUUUCAGAAAUCUGAAAAAAUAUGCAUCUUUUAAUUAUUGAACUAUAGCACAUCCUUUAACUAUCUUCAAUUUUUUUUUAGCUAAAAAGUGUUACUCAUCUAUAACUUAUAUUCCACUUCAAUGUUAAGACUACCUAGACAGAGCCUCAAUUCAACUUUCUGGGCCCUGGUUUUGUUGUGGUUGCUAAUUGUUUAUUUUUUUUUCUUUUCAUCUACUUUUUAAAUUGAGAUAUACUUUACUUAGCAUAAAAUUCAUCCUUUUAAAAUGUAAAAUUCAGUCAUUUUUAGUGUAUUCACAAAGUUGUUCAAUCACUAUUAUCCAUAAUACUUUCAUUGUAUGCAAUUCUCUACCUAAUUAGCAGAUAUUCCCCAUUAACACCUUCCAAGGUCUUUGAUAAAUUUUGAUAUGUGGAGUAAGGGGUCCAGCUUCAUUCUUGCAUGUGAGUAUUCAGUUGUCCCAGGGCCCAUGCUGUUUUCUUUGUUUUAUGCAAUUUGGCCAUUCACCAAUGUGUUUUGAAUACCUGCUAUGUCCGAGACACUAAUAUAAUCCAAAGUUCUAUCAUUUUGUGAUCCUUACGUAGUUUACAAAGAAAAAAGUGUGAGAAUUAAUGGGAACAAAUAUUUACCCUGAUUUCUCUAACAUUGCUUUUGGGCCAUCAUCUACUCUGCUUAGAGAAAUAUCAUAAAAUCCUCCUGUCCUAGCAGUUACAAUUAUUUUCCUUCAAUCUUUGAUGACUUUGACUUCAUAAUCAGAAUGCAGCACUGAUGAUCAUUCUGAGUCUUAACUUUGCCUUACUGAGAAAGCAGAGAAGAGAGGGAUGGAAGGGCAGUUGAUUUGAGUUGAGUAAGAUGGUAGCUAGUAGGAGAGGAUGAAGACCUUGUCAGGAGAACUGUGUAAAAAGAUAAUAGUCGGAACCCUCUGUCAUGAUUGUGCAUUUCAUCUUUCUUAAAACUUGACACAUUUAGGCUUAUUCCAGUAAAUUGAAGUUUUUUUAAACAUGCAAAUUAUAAUAUUUAAUAUUCUCAACAGUAAAGUAAGAAAGCACACUAUCACUGCUGCCAUGUUUAUACAUAGAGCAUAUUAUUUCAUGGUGGAUGAUACCAGCAAAGUUGACCUCAACAACGAUUUGUUAGAUUACACGUAUAUAACCCAGGAGUUAUUUGAGGUUUUUUUUGCUAUAUUAUUGACUCCUGAACAGUCAUUAUCAGCACUGUUUCUGGCUCUACCUGGAGUGCCAUAACUACCACCACCAGCCCACACAGAUACACACUCACACACAUAUACAAACUCACAUACACAAACAUACUUAUUAAUCCUUGAUAAUCUAGCAACAACAGUGUACCUCUUCCAGUCUUCUCUGGCUUCCCCAUGUUUCAUUAGAGCCUCGAAUCUACCAAAGCAUUCCAUUCAUACUUAUGAUAGAUUUAUUACAUCAUUUUACAAUUAUUUAUUUACAUUUAGGCCCCUAUUAAAUAUGAGCUCCUUAAGGUCAGGAGCUAUAAUUUAUACCUUUUGCUACUUUCAUCAACCUACUACAUUGAAUAUGUGCAAUUAAUACUAAAUUGAAUAUCAAUUUUAGAAUUGAUUUGAAGGGAGAAAAAUAAAAAUAACCUGUGGUAAUUUUUUUCAACUGCCAAACUUAUCUGGUACCUGAUGGUAAAGAAAUAAAUUGAAACCUCUAUUUGUGGAGUAUAGAAAGGAUCUCUAAAGUUCCAUCCAGCUCUAAAAUUUAAUAAUUCUGGAAGUUGGAGUAAGUAACUUCCAAAAUAAGCUAAGCUAAUUGGAUCCUCUUUUUAAAAUAUGGAAAUGUUAGAUUCAAAAAGCAUAUUAAAUAUAACUAACUAAUGUUUAACCAAUUUUUAUUGGAAAUGAAAAGGACCUGAAAGGCACAGCUUUUAGGCCCGUAGGAUAUCCAUUAUCAAUAUAAGCCCUAGGAACUCGAGGUUUAACAUGUAUAUAGGAAUAGAAGACAUAAUUUUGGACCUUCUGGGUGAGAGUUCUUAUAAAGACAUCUUUAUGAAGUGGCAGUCUUAAGGAACUCUGCUCCAUGAAAUGACAAGACAUAACUUCCCGCCAAAUUAGGGAAGCUACAGAGGAGACUGUCAUUGGCCUGGUUAUUCUCCAUGAAGGAAGAAAAAUCUGUUACAGACAGAUGGAGUUGUUCAAUGGAAAGUCUGGGGUAAGUUCCUGAUGGAGAACAGGCUUUAGUGCACUUCAAAGGAAAACAAUGAAUUGUAUAACACUUUUAAAGGACACAAUGGUACCAGAUUUUUGUUUAACUCCUUUGCUUUCCUCCUCCAAAUAGUUGCCAAAAAAUAUUCCACUGGGAAACAGUAUCAAAGGGAUUCCAUAGUAUCUCCAAAGAAUCUUAUUCACUAGUCUCAUUUAAUAAAAUCCACUAGAAAGAAAGAAGACUGCUGCCUUUAAUAGAAAGAUAGGGUUGGCACUGUUGAUAAUCUAGCAACAACGCUGCUGUUGGCACUGUUGAUAACCUAGCAACUCAUUCCAUCAGUUGUAACUAGUAAUCCCACUGUUAUACGUGCUGAGCCAAUAUUCAGUUAUUAUUUACCAAAUAAUGGUUUUUUUCAACAUUUAUUAAAUCAGAGUGGAAGCAAAAUAUGUGAUAAAUUUUAGUUUGGAUGUUCAAUGUCAAGACCAAAUAUUCUUUAUAACUACAAACUUAAAUUUUAUGUGGAAAAGUAAUGAUGAAGAGUUUCAAACCUUAACUGAUACCUGACACUUAACAGGAUAUGUAAAUGCUCACACACAACCUUUAGGUUUUGUAAUCCAGUUUUAUCUCAUACAAUAUUAGAAACAGUACACUUUGUAAAUAGCUAUUUUAAAAGCUAGCCAUAUUUUUUAAAGUCACAUGUAUUGACUUCUGAGUAAUUUUCUUGUUAAUGCCUUAUAAUAGGUGCUUGUAACAUGAAAACUAAACUUGGAUCUUGGUAUAUUCAGUAUUCUAUAGAUAGAUUGUGAUAUGCGUAGCUUCUACUGUGACUUUCAGACCUAAUGUCUCCUCUUAGGUUGUUAUUCUUUAAUAUCCUUUCUCAUUCCUUUCAGGGGGCCUAUUUUUAGUUUGCAUUGUUUGCAGCAUUUCGGUAAUACUGUUCUAUUCUAAUAAUAUUGUUCUGCGCUAAUAAACAUUUCUAAAUACUGU